Funneliformis mosseae is the source of this 726-nucleotide messenger RNA. Lineage: Eukaryota; Fungi; Glomeromycota; Glomeromycetes; Glomerales; Glomeraceae. The record is from the annotation of a GenBank genome assembly.
AUGUCAUUCAAAACCUUUAUUUUUUUAAUAUUUGCAACAUCCAUAUUAAUGAUAUCAAAAUUAUCACCAAAAACUUUUAAUUUAAAAAAACUUGAUCAUCAUAAAAAGUAUCCAAACCAUGAGUCAAUUAAUCAUAUGAUUUUUCUCCAAAAACGAUUGGAAUCAGGUAAAAUACUUCAAAAAAAUCCUGGAAUAUCAGUGGCACAGCAAGAAGCAACUUCUCAGACAUUAGAGAAUGACACAUAUAAACAUUACGAAGAAGAAAGUGAAGAUUGGUGGGAGGUUUAUCGAUCAUAUGAAUAUGAAACAACGGAUAAUCUUGAAAAUUUAUUUAGAGUUGAAGUUGAAGAGGCUCAAGUCAUUCAUAAACAACAUGCCAAAUUAUACGACUUACAAGUAGCGGAAGUUAGAACUCAAGAUACAGCAUCACAAGGAGAACUUCAUGCAGGAGUUGGCUUUCAACAAGACCAGGCGAAUUAUGACUCUAAUACAAUUGAUACUGCAGGGAUUGAACAAAACCAACAACAGGAUUUAUUAGAUGUGAAACAAUAUCAACGAGUUCAUGUUCUUCAAUAUGCUGCGACCGGAAUGAUAAUUAGGGAAUAUGAAGAAGAGCGAUUAGCCGAGUAUCAAUAUCAAUUAGAAUUAGAUGUGUUCAAUCAAUGGGAAUAUCAUAGCGAAAAUGAAAAUCAACAAUCGAGUGAAUUGGCUUUGGGUUUGAAUUGA